Molecule: messenger RNA, 6543 nt
Organism: Eleginops maclovinus (Patagonian blennie)
Lineage: Eukaryota; Metazoa; Chordata; Actinopteri; Perciformes; Eleginopidae
Product: potassium voltage-gated channel subfamily B member 1-like
Biological process (GO): protein homooligomerization; potassium ion transmembrane transport
Cellular component (GO): membrane; voltage-gated potassium channel complex
Molecular function (GO): delayed rectifier potassium channel activity; protein binding
Source: RefSeq, a predicted model, not a curated record
AUGAUCAAACAGGGGUUUCACUCGCAGUCCUCGCUGCCACCGGAUGCCAUGGACAUCAUCCGCACCAAGACCCAGGCCCGCCGGGUGAGACUCAACGUCGGGGGUCUCCUUCAUGAAGUCCUGUGGAGGACGCUGGACAGGUUGCCCCGCACAAGACUGGGCAAACUGAGAGACUGCAACACCCACGACUGUAUCAUGGAGAUAUGUGACGACUACAGCUUGGAGAACAAUGAGUACUUUUUCGACAGACACCCCGGUGCCUUCACCUCCAUUCUGAACUUCUACCGCACGGGAAAGUUGCACAUGAUGGAGGAGAUGUGCGCUCUGUCCUUCAGCCAAGAGCUGGACUUCUGGGGCAUCGAUGAGAUCUACCUGGAGUCCUGCUGCCAGGCCAGGUACCACCAGAAAAAGGAGCAGAUGAACGAAGAGCUGAAAAGAGAAGCUGAGAGCAUGAGAGAAAGGGUCGGAGAGGAGUUUCCAACCACAUGCUGUUCUGAAAAGAGGCAGAAACUUUGGGACCUUUUGGAGAAGCCCAGCUCAUCAUUCGCUGCCAAGAUCCUGGCAAUUAUAUCCAUCCUCUUCAUUGUGUUGUCUACAAUUGCCUUGUCUCUGAACACCCUUCCAGAGCUGCAGGACACAGAUGAGUUUGGUCAAUCCACAGACAACCCGCAACUGGCCCACGUGGAAGCUGUGUGUAUUGCCUGGUUUACCAUGGAGUACCUGCUCCGCUUCCUCUCCUCUCCGAACAAGUGGAAGUUUUUUAAGGGUCCUCUGAAUAUCAUUGACCUGCUGGCCAUCUUGCCCUAUUACGUCACCAUUUUCCUGACAGAAUCCAACAAGAGUGUGCUGCAAUUUCAGAACGUCCGCCGUGUGGUUCAGAUUUUCCGGAUCAUGCGAAUCUUGCGAAUUCUGAAGCUGGCUCGUCACUCCACAGGUCUCCAGUCUCUGGGAUUUACUCUCAGGAGGAGUUAUAAUGAGCUGGGCCUGCUUAUUCUCUUCUUAGCCAUGGGCAUCAUGAUAUUCUCCAGUCUAGUUUUCUUUGCAGAAAAAGAUGAAGAGGAUACCAAGUUCAAAAGUAUCCCAGCUUCCUUCUGGUGGGCUACCAUUACCAUGACAACUGUUGGCUAUGGAGAUAUCUACCCAAAAACUCUGUUGGGAAAGAUAGUUGGGGGUUUGUGCUGCAUCGCUGGAGUACUGGUGAUAGCCCUGCCUAUCCCCAUCAUCGUGAAUAACUUCUCUGAGUUCUACAAAGAGCAAAAGAGGCAGGAGAAAGCCAUUAAAAGAAGGGAGGCGCUCGAGAGGGCUAAGAGAAAUGGUAGCAUCGUUUCUAUGAACAUGAAAGAUGCAUUCAGCCGCAGUGUAGAGCUCAUGGAUAUAAUGGUGGAAAAAACUGAUGAAAAGAAGGAGAAGGUGCUAGAUAAUCACGUUCCUCCUAGUCUAGAAACAGAGACACCUAAACUCAAGUCACAAGUGAGCCCGCACAGCCCAAACAAGACCCUUGAAUCGAGUUACCAAGAGCAGGCCAAACCAUCAAGCAGUCCUCAGCAUCUUAGCGCACAGAAACUGGAGGAAACGUACAACAAGAUGACUGGGGUUCUGUCACAACACCUCAAAAAGAAAAAAGGCCUACCGCCCAAAAUAGUUAGGCAGAGAGCUGAAUUAGAGAUGGAAAUCAUCCCCACUGAAGCCAUCUCAAGCAAAACAGAGACAGUUGCAGACAUGAGGAGCAUGUCCAGCAUUGACAGCUUCAUCACCUGCGCCACUGACUUCCCUGAAAGCUCUCGUUUUUCACACAUCCCCAGCAUACUAGGUAGAGUCAGCACCAAUCCCAGCCUGGAACCCACCUUGGAGAAUGAGCAUGAAGGAUCCCAGGGCAACAACACACCCGUGACAGGGCGAGGCUCCAAGCUGGGCCCUUACUCUGACAGGCCCAGGGCUCUGCACUCAAACAACCCACUCAAAAGCCACUCGCUCAAUGUUAACUUCAGAGCUGGGGAAGAUUCAGGGACAGGGGCCCUCUCAGACAGCUCAGUCCAGAGCCAUGAGGCGUCCGCUUACACAACUGCCAGAAGCAGGACUCCCAGCAAGAGUCCGGAGAAUGUACUGCCCAACAGCCUCUUCACAUUCCACGACGCUUCCGUCAAUAAAUUCAUAGAUGCUGACACAGAUGAGGAAGAGCACAUGAAUGAGGGUUCAGGCAACAACACAUCCCAAAGACUCAUGGAAAAAGCCAGCCAUCACUCCAGCUUCCAGCAAGGUCCCAACCACACAGAGGGUCUGCAGAGGAGGCUGGGAAACAGAAAACUGCCGCUGGAAGGACAGGAGAACCAUGUGGCUCAGGAACUACAGCCACUUCAGGGAGAGAACAGCCACUCUAAAGCUUAACGUUACAAUAAGUGAGAGACCAUAGAGGAGGAAGUAGUUAAGGAAGUACGAAGUUAAGAGGCACAGUGAACUCAGAAAACUCCCAAAAAUAUGAAAGGCACUGAAAACAUUUGCAGGAACAUUUAUAUAAUUAAAACUUCUUCUCCCAUGAAAAUAGUUUUGGACAAUGGGAAAGACUUUCGCUCUUUGCUCUUGAACUUUUCCCACUAAGGACUCUUGAUUUACCUUAUUAAAGAGAGGACUGUAAUAGGUUUUAAAAUGUGUGUAUAGAUUAGAUCCUCAUAUUAUGAUUCCAGCCUAGUUGUAAGAGUAUAUGAUAUAACUUUUAUAAGCAAAUCCUAUUUUUCUGACAUCCAUACCACUUUAAAGCCACAAUAGCAGAAGCUGUCCAAACAGUAGCAAACAACAAAGGGCAUUACAUCAAAACGAGUGAUUUAGCGGAGAUAAUGAAUAUGUUGUUGUGUGAAGGGGGAACUGACAUUUGACUUUAUGGCAGUAUAUAAUUGGCAUAAGGAAUUAUGUUGGAAAAUGUUUAUUUUUGCUUCAUUUAACUUCAUUUCUUUAAACUGGCCUUAGUUAAUGUUCUCACCCUGAUUUGUGUUGUGAUAAAAGAGAAGCACAGAAAGAGAGAUAAAUAUACUAAACAGUAUAAUAAUUAUGAUGUAGCGUUCUUGAUCUAUUAAGUGUGAACGUCAUGGAGAUUAAGUAUUUCAUUCUGAGUUUGAUGUCGCUCAUAUUUUUUACUGCACAGAAAAUCUUUUUAGACAACACGCAGAGACACUGUGAGGCUGUAUCCAUAAAUGUUUCUUUUGGUUGCCUUCUGCAAGCAAGAGAGAGCACCUUAAGAUGAGGAUUAUUUGUUAUUAUGAACACAGAAACAAACCUCUUUAUUCUUGUUUGUGAUGGUAUUUGUGUUGAUGACAUCAAAGUUUGAAUCUAAAGUCUAAUCUUUUAUUUAUAAACUUUCUCAAAUGUGUUUUAGAGGAGAUAUCAUUCCUAUUGUAGCUGAUAAUCUUUAUAUUAAUCGACAGUGCUUAUGAGCUGCAAAGACAGCAUUACAAAUCAAUGGGAUUUUCUAUGUGUGGAUAUUGAACAUGUAUAAUUACAAGAGCAGAAUAUGAGAAAGAAAUGUAUCGUACAAGGUGAAGAAUGAAAAUAAUUUAUAUUUUUAAGAUAUUUUCUAAAACAAUAGAAAAAUAUAUUGUAUUAAUCUUGCAGUUUUGCAUUUAGAUGUAGUAUGUAUGGCAUAGUUUUUGAUGGAGUUGCAUCUGUAAGGCAAUAUACUGUAGUAGAUGAAUUUGUUUUGUUAUCUACUGUCUCCUCCUAAAUGUCUGUCCCUCUCUUCUUUGUGCAAUGUGAAGAACCAAAGAACUGUUCUUUCUGAUAACUCGUAGAUAAUGAUAAGUUUUACUGUUUUACUUAAAAAGUGUAACAAAUAUAAGCAUUCCUUUUCAAAAUCUGACAUAAUUCAGGGAGCCAUACUUGCUCAUUUGGUAACAACAUGUAAGACAGCUGUUGACAGGAAAUGCAGGAGGAACCUAGCACUUUAUUUUACAUUUAUUUUGAAAGCUAAUUUGAUUACUUACACACUUGGAUCUCGGCAAAUGGUCUCCUUUCAGAGAUCCACAACUUCACACUCAUAUGAGUUAAAUAAUAAAGCACCUUGCAGCUACAUACAGCGAGGGGACGCAAACAGCAUGGAGGUCCCAUGUAGGCCGCUCCUAUGUAUCCAACUCCAAACACAUGACCAUCCGGUGCUCUCAUGUUCCUUGUAACAUGCAAAUAUGGUUUAAUAGCAUUUCUUAUUUAUAAAAUGCAAGCAUGCUACAAAGCAUUUAUUUUCAGUAGUAAGUCUUUACACUAAAGACACUUUAGAUCACUGCACAUAGCAUGAGUUAGACAUUUCUGUGCCUUUGCUUUAAACACACGCCUGCCCUGCACACCGAACCUGACAGUUUCUGACAGCCCAAAUGACAAUUAAACAAACUGUACAGCAAAAAAACACCAACAGAACUGGGUCAUCGAGUUGUCAGACUGCUAUGAAAGAUACAACCCUCCCUCUGAUGUCUUUCCUGUACACCUAAACAGUUACGUGAAAAAGACCCAAUCCGCAAAAACAAGCAGGUGCAGACCUACUAAGCGGAGUGAACGUCCACUGUUUCCAUGGUGAUGGUUGAGAUGACUGGAUGGCUGGGAUUCGAUGCAAGCAUGUAGCCUAAUUUGUACAGACGGGCUCCUUAAAGACUCAAUAUACAUUAUUAAUAUACACAGUGUUUACAUUGUGUUCAUGAAUACAUUGAGGCACUCUGUCGUAUGUUUUUCACUCCUCACCUGUGGCUUCAGUCUGGUGAAUUCUUAAUUAUCUAACAAAUAUGUUAAAGCAAACUGGAUUCUAGGCCUUUAAGUCAGACUGCACAUCAUCCCUUUAUGCAACGUUUAGUUUUUCAUGGAAACACUGACAAAUCUAGGAAAUUGCAAUAUUGAAGGUAGAGACAGAGAGAGGAUUACAGCUGACCCCCCGAAUGAUGGCUGCAGCUUCACAUUCAAAACUGAUACUCUUAACUCUCUAAAUUAUUUUUUUUUAAUUCCCUCAGACAGAAGAAUUUCCAUCAGUGUAUCAUGUAUAAAGUAAUGCUGCCAGAUUACGCACACUGUUGUGUUCUUCCAUUACCUCGAGUGUUUUGUGCAGGGUGACGGUGCAGAAAUGGCAGUUGGGUUGAGGCAUCCUUUUGAGGAUGUGUUCAUUUCUGUGAUUCUAUAAAUACCAUCCUUGGCAUGAAAAUAAAGAGUCUGGGCCAGAAGGAAAGGCUCAGUUACAACAAUUUCUGGUCAGAUUGGGUGAUGGAGGAACAAACUUUGUAACAAAACCCUCUGGUAAAUGGGAGGCUUCGACAGCUUAAGUUGAAAUACACAAACAGUCACUGGUGCGUGGGAUUUGUUACAGCAGAACCCUAAACGCCGCAUGGUAAUGGGAUAAAAAUGUCAAACUACAAGAUGACUUUCAAUAAUGAAGGCAUAACAAACACCAGAAAAGACUAAAUGGGUGAAAAGGGAGCUUGUGUUACACAGUGAAACCUCAUUAAUAUUCAUCCAACAACAGUCACACAUGCAGUAAAUGCCGACUAAUUGGAAGUAAGCCUCUUGUCAGGGUGGACUUAGUUCCAAAUAAGCCAUGGUCAAUGUUAUUGCUUACAAUUAUUUAUUUCUGUUGGAUGAAGAACAACAGUGUCCUUAUUGUUUCUUUUUAUACCUUUCCUUCUUGUUUUCUAAACUGCACUUUAUUUAUUGGUCUUUUUUAAAAUCCUCUGCUUUCUAGUAAACCUGCGUAUGAAAAAGGCUCAAAUACGAUUUCCGAAAGCACAAGGUAGAAUUUCAAUAAGUAUUUAUGUUUUUCUCUUUAAGCACAAUACAUCACAUUAGAGUUCAAAGCCAAAUAUAGACACAUCAUUUAGUUUUCCGAAUCUUCCCUCUUUUAGAGGGAGUUAUUCACGCCUGUUUUUUUUUUUUUUUUGCUUACUGUGAGUGAGGUUUGUUUUAUAAAGUUUCAUUCUCUGUUCCAGUUGACUUCAUAGACUUAUUACCUUUGUGGUUUCCUGUUGUUCAACGCAUGUAGCGCUAUUAAACUUUGACACACAAAAAUUGUAAAUAUUAUCAAUAAGAAGCUAUAGGAAAAUGUCUAUGAUCAGAAAUGUCGAAACAACUUUCUCAUUUUACUGACGGAUACUUAAUAAAAUAGAGUAAACCAGUGUUAGUGCCUCAAUCAUUUAACUGAAAUGUGCUUUCCUAAAAACCACUGAGAACACAUACCAGGAAUGUAAUGCAUGAGCUAACAGUGAGAAUGUGCAGCUGCUGCGUGUGUUAUACAACAGCACCCUCCAGUGUUCUGUAUUCAAUCAAAAGAUGUUAUAGUUGUAAGGGAUGCCACAAACAAUUAUUUUCAUUAUCAAUUACUCUAUCAAUUAUCUCACAAAAACACAGAGAAAUGGCCCUCUGAAUUUCUUACAGCCCAAAAACAACAUUUUAAGUCUCUUGUUAUGACUGAACAGUCCAACAAUAUUACAUCUUAUAAAUAUAAAACUAACCCAGUUUUAUAAGUGUAUAUACCGCCUCAUAAUAACUCAUUAUUCUUUAAGUAAGUGCACUUUAAAAGGAAGGUAA